Pecten maximus is the source of this 2011-nucleotide messenger RNA. Its product is annotated as erlin-1-like. Gene Ontology annotation, molecular function: ubiquitin protein ligase binding; cholesterol binding. NCBI's taxonomy places the organism in Eukaryota, Metazoa, Mollusca, Bivalvia, Pectinida, Pectinidae. Gene Ontology annotation, biological process: SREBP signaling pathway. Gene Ontology annotation, cellular component: endoplasmic reticulum; endoplasmic reticulum membrane. The transcript is spliced from 13 exons. The coding region runs from base 147 to 1142 and encodes 331 amino acids. The record is from RefSeq and is a predicted model, not a curated record.
AUGCUAGCUUUGUAUAAAUGGCGUCCUCCAUGAUAUGACCAUCCUCAUCCAGGAAAGCGAAGUUACUGACUGAUUUCUUUGUUGUCUGCCGUGUUAAUAUUUAGGAUUUUUCGACUUCUCUAGGUGCUGAACGUUGCUGCUGAACGAUGUCACAAUCAGGAAUUAUUGGUGUGGGAAUACUUGCUGUUGGUGUUGGACUCCUGAUCAAUGUCUCCAUCCACAAGAUAGGAGAAGGUCAUGUUGGAGUAUACUACAGGGGAGGAGCCUUGCUUUCGUCGGUCAGUGCUCCGGGCUACCACUUUAUGUUGCCAUUCCUAACCAGCUAUCGUACGGUACAGACAACUCUGCAAACAGAUGAAGUGAAGAAUGUUCCAUGUGGAACAAGUGGAGGAGUAAUGAUAUACUUUGACCGCAUAGAAGUUGUCAAUAAGCUGGAUAUCAAUGCUGUGUUCGACAUUGUGAGAAACUACACUGCUGACUACGAUAAAACGCUCAUCUACAACAAGGUUCACCACGAACUCAACCAGUUCUGUAGCAUGAACAAUCUCCAGGAGGUCUACAUUGAUUUGUUUGAUCAAAUUGAUGAGAACCUCCGUGUGGCCCUUCAGAAGGAUCUCAUCACUAUGGCACCUGGCCUAACUGUGCAGGCAGUCAGGGUGACCAAACCGAAGAUCCCAGAACAGAUUCGUAAAAACUACGAAGCAAUGGAGGCUGAGAAAACCAAGCUUCUGAUCUCUAUUCAGAAGCAGAAAGUUGUGGAGAAGGAGGCCGAGACAGAGAGGAAGAAAGCAAUUAUUGAGGCUGAGAAACUGGCAGAGGUCUCCAGAAUUCAGUGGGAACAGAAAAUUACUGAGAAAGAAUCUCAAAAAAAGAUAUCUGAAAUUGAAGAUUUAACACAUUUAGCAAAAGAAAAGGCAAAGAGUGAUGCCAUGUUUUAUGCAGCUGAAAAAGAAUCUGAAUCCAAUAAGGCAAAGUUAUCAGCAGAGUACCUCGAGCUUGUUAAGUACCAAGCCUUGGCUAGCAACACUAAAAUCUACUUUGGAAAUGCCAUCCCGGACAUCUUUUUGGACCAGAACACUGGGGGUGUUUCAUCAGCAGCUGUAGCUGCAGAAUCCACGGGACGUAAAGAGACAAAGAAAUAAAUGCCAUACAGUUGACUGAGACAACCCUGAACCUACAAAAGACUACUUGCUCACUUCUGUCUGUGAUAUGUGUAAAUGAUUGUGAAAAAGUCCCGCCAUUAAUGUCAGCUUGUAUCAGAACUGGUGUUGUGGACAUCUUAACAUUGAGGGAAUGUUAACAUGAAUCACUUGGAUCAAAAUCAACAUAAAAAAAUUCCAGGUUGGCAGUACCUACCCCCACACCUGUACUCUAUAUACAGGUGGGCAGUACCUACGCCCACACCUGUACUCUAUAUACAGGUGGGCAGUACCUACGCCGACACCUGUACUCUAUAUACAGGUGGGCAGUACCUACGCAGACACCUGUACUCUAUAUACAGGUGGGCAGUACCUACGCCGACACUUGUACUCUAUAUACAGGUGGGCAGUACCUAUGUCGACAUUUGUACUCUAUAUACAGGUGGGCAGUACCUACGCCGACACCUGUACUCUAUAUACAGGUGGGCAGUACCUACGCCGACACCUGUAAUCUAUAUACAGGUGGGCAGUACCUACGCCGACACCUGUACUCUAUAUACAGGUGGGCAGUACCUAUGUCGACACCUGUACUCUAUAUACAGGUGGGCAGUACCUAUGUCGACACCUGUACUCUAUAUACAGGUGGGCAGUACCUAUGUCGACAUUUGUACUCUAUAUACAGGUGGGCAGUACCUACGUCGACACCUGUACUCUAUAUACAGGUGGGCAGUACCUAUGUCGACAUUUGUACUCUAUAUACAGGUGGGCAGUACCUACGCCGAUACCUGUACUCUAUAUACAGGUGGGCAGUACCUAUGCCGACACCUGUAAUCUAUAUACAGGUGGGCAGUACCUAUGCCGACACCUGUACU